UAACUGCGACCUUGCCGGUUGAGCGGCAUGGCCGCAGAAAUCGACCCCAAGACGGAAGCUCUCGUGCGCCAGCUCCACAGAGAGCUGAACGGACUAACACGCACCUCCCGUCGCGCCAACGCAACGUACGGGCUUUCUUUCGACUCCACCGGCGCGGCCAAGCAACAGCAGCCUCAGCGCGACAAGGAAACUCGCUCGGAGGGCACAGGGGUUGCUGGGGCCCUGGUGAAACGGCAAAGGACCGAAAAGGAGCGCGACCGGGAACGUGAGCGCGACCGGGACCGGGGCCGCACCGGGACCUAUGCGGGCGGCAGCGGAAGCCACAGGAAGCGCACGCCCCCACCGGCUACGCGGCAACGGCAACGCCGCGUGCGAGGCAUAGACGAUAGCGAUAAUGCAGCAUCCGAUGAGGAGCGCAAAGAGGAAGGCGAGGCGGAUUCUGACGACUCCGAUGACGAGGAUGAAGAACAGGUGUACCAGUCUACACGGACGUCCAGCGGGUCAGAGGAAUCGCGGUCUGAAUCGGAAUUGCAGGUGCACAAGCGGCACAAAGGAGGCAGCAACCGGGAAGAUCGGGAUGGCAGCAAAGGCGAUAGGGAUGGCGGAAAGCAGCGGGAGAGGGAGCACGAGCGGCAGAGGGAUUUAGAUCGGCGGAGGGAGAGGGAGAGGGAGAGGGACCGGGAGCAACGCACUGCCGGGCCGAUGGGCACACCCACGAAUCCCCCUUCUCGCUGCGCCAUCCCUGCUCGGACCGACCCCGGUGGUAGCAGCCGCAAAGGCGAGCCGCUUGGGGCGCAGCAGCCAAGCAUCCAGGACGCCAGGGAUCCUGACCGAUCCCGCGGCCAAGCCGUCGUAAUGCAAGUCAGGGAUGUGGCGGGGACCGCUGGCGGGCUGGCUGCACAAGCUGAGCCGGGAUUGACCCGAGCAGCGGCGCAGCAGCAGCAGUUGCAGCAACAGAUGGUGGAGCAACAGCUGAGCCCGCUGGAGGCCGCAGCUGCGGCAGCGAGCGGGGCUGUGAAGGAACAAGCCAAGGCACUCGGGCAGGUUGCAGAUAACCGCUUUGUCAAGUGCUUUCACGCGGGAGUUCGGUGGGGCAUCAAGUUGUCCCGGCAGGCGCUGCAAACCCGCAGCGACCUGGCCACAGCCCUUAAUGAUGCCUUCGCCGGCGAAAUCCUAAGCUGCGGCCGCGGCGAGACGCUUUUCAUCGUGUUUCUGGAUGCCCAGGGCAAGGCGACCGAGUUCCCAUCGCUGCGCGGACCCAACGGGCGCGGCAAGGACAGCGCCACAAAAUGGCGCGCCAUG
This is a messenger RNA of Volvox carteri f. nagariensis, 1302 nucleotides long. RefSeq lists its product as uncharacterized. The record is from RefSeq and is a predicted model, not a curated record. Lineage: Eukaryota; Viridiplantae; Chlorophyta; Chlorophyceae; Chlamydomonadales; Volvocaceae. The annotation marks the transcript as partial. The transcript has 4 exons.